Messenger RNA from Helicoverpa zea (corn earworm), 3459 nucleotides. Its product is annotated as ribitol 5-phosphate transferase FKRP. Bases 110 to 1609 code for a protein of 499 amino acids. Lineage: Eukaryota; Metazoa; Arthropoda; Insecta; Lepidoptera; Noctuidae. Gene Ontology annotation, cellular component: Golgi apparatus. Gene Ontology annotation, biological process: protein O-linked glycosylation via mannose. The transcript has 5 exons. The record is from RefSeq and is a predicted model, not a curated record.
AUAAUCUGUGUUGAAAUGUCGGUCAAGUCAAAUCGCAAAUAAAGAAUUCGAUUUUCGAUCAAAAUAAAUAUUUCAUGAAAUCUAAUGACUGAAAUGUGCAAGUUUAUAAAUGAAAAUAAUGCUCUAUCGUCUUUUCCGCGGUCGUUUCACAUUCAGGUUUUACAUAGUGUUCACAAUAGUGGUCAUUGUGACGAUAUGUUGCUAUUUUUUUCCGCCGAUCUAUCCCAUAGCCCCUGUGACUGUGCCCCCAAGUCCUCUGCAUCCUCGUUCUUCAAGACAUUUGUCUAAAUUAAUGACGGUAGUGUUCCGCCAGUUUGAGGAUUUUGAAAAUGACAUCGCCGAUAGCGUGCAGUCUUUUGUGUCAGCGUUUCCUAAUAUGCCUGUUGUUGUAGUGUGUGAGAAUACUCCAUAUCCACCGUUCCCGUUUUCUGUAACAAACGAGACUUUGAAGAAUGUUAAAGUAUUGUCAUUGGAGCUGAAGUUGAAUGCUUUGCCACAGGAUUUGAAUCCACUGACACAGAUAUUUACUGAAUAUGUGUUGUUCGUGCCUGAUUCUACGCGAGUGUCGCGGCGUGUGCUGCAGCUGGCGAUGGCUGCAGCGGCGGCUAACCCCUUGCAGGGUGUAGCCGUAGGAGUAGGCAAUGCUCAUCUGAUAUGCCAGCAUGUGCAGUGGAACUACGCGGACUGGACACUGCACUACAGUAAGGAUGCCUCUGGCAAGGUCUGUGAUGCGGUACAUGGACAACAUGCGCUGCUCAUCAAAACUUCUGUCCUGCAGAAAGUUCCACAGCCAUUUGCAUUGCCUUUUCCUGAAUCUCUGUAUCUUCAAACUGCAGUCAAAAAUUUCAAGGUUCAAAUAUCAGAUGGCAAGUUAAGUGCAGGCCGAGGAGUAUUGAAGACUCCAGGAGCAAAGCAAAGAGCCACUCGUCACAUGAGAGACUACCGAGUGGCUCUGUAUAAACAACUGGGCGUGAAGGCUGUCAUCAGAGAAGAUGGGAGAGUCCAGUGGUUUGGCUGUAAGAGGGAGACACAGCGCUGUUUCCCAUCAGUACAAGGCACGCCAUCAUACAUGCUCUCUGGACGCAACACGCCACCAUGUUGUCGGCGCAACAUGCGUCGUGUCGCGGGUCACGUGUUGCGAGCGCUGUUGCAAGCCGGUGCUAGGUGCUGGCUGGAGACCACGUCGUUAUUGGGGGCUGUCGUUAGAGGCGACAUCCUACCAUGGGCGGAAUACGUAGAAAUCGGCAUCCGCGCGUCCGACGUGUCCCGAGUAUCAUGGCUACAGCGAGGAGGCGCCGACGCCGACGGCUUCGUAUGGGAGCGCGCGACUAAAGGCCAUUACUACCGCGUCGCGUACUCUGCGACCAAUAGAGUGUAUGUGCUGAUACUGCCAUUCACUGCGAGAAAUGGCACCAUGUGGCCUGCUGAUUGGGUGCUGGCACAUCAGAGGGAGUUUCCCGAGAGACAUUUGCAUCCUCUCGCUCAGAUCACAUUUGCAGGCCGGCAGGCGCCAGCCCCUAACGACGCUAGAGCGUUCUUAGAUCUGAAACUGGGCGCCAACGCAGUGGAGCGCUGCGACAAACUUGGACCCAAACUAUUAUACCCUUGAAUUUUUGUAUAGUCCUUACUUUCAGCGCACAUUUUUUAUUAUGUUUAACAUAACAGACCACAUAUUAAUUUAUGCCCAAAUGCGAGCGUCUAUAGUCUAUCUGUUGAUGUCGCGUAGCCUAAUACGUCUGUAAAAGCUGUAGACAGGUGUAAAUACCUUAUAUACAGGGUGGCCCAUCCAUAGGCGUAAAAAAGAAAAAUUUAGAAGCUCCAUGCUAUGGGGUAUCCGAAUCACCCCCAUGUAUGUUCAGCGAUUUUUUGUACUUUAGGAGCUAGAAUUAUUUUUAAUAUUUUCCGUAAUUUUCAAUUCAACAUUGUUUUUAUCUUUUUUUUUCCUAACGUUUACAGAUUUUUUUUUGUGUAAUUAAACAUCAUGAUAGUAGCUAACACCUGAAAAAAAGCAGUUUGGCUAAACAUUCUAGAACUUACAUAAAAUUUUAUCUGAAGUUCAAAAUUACUGUUGGAGUUCAGUAGCCAAAAAUGUUAAGGGCUUAAAAAAAAAAUUAUAAGGGGUGCCAGAGGUUUCUAAGCAUUUUUAAAAACUGCUAAGAACCUGUGACAAUAAAUACCAUUCAUAAAAAUCAGACCUUAAUAGUGGUUUUUCUCCUGUUUAAAAAUAGUACAAAAAAUCGCUGAACAUACAUGGGGGUGAUUCGGAUACCCCAUAGCAUAGAGCUUCUAUUUUUUUCUUUUGGACGCCUAUGGAUGGGCCACCCUGUAUAAGUUCUUCUCAUUUCAUGAUCUUUUAAAAAAAUAUUAAACUUCGGCAUCAAAUUUGACCUUAUGACUCCGAUGGCAAGAAAUGAGUCUAAUUUGGAAAGCUUUAUCUUGAUUCUCUAGUAUUUCUUAUAGGAAAGCAGUUUGUUUCCUAUUACGUUAACUCAUGCUUUUAAUUUGAAUAAGUUACCAGUUUCGCAAUAACGUUGUUGUAUUGUAUGUUUGUUGCUUUCUACUUUGAGUGAGUUAUCCGUGUAAGUGCAAUAAUAAAUGAACUAGUCAAUAGAUGUUAUGAAAUUAAAAUAAUAAUUACAAAAAACUAGAUUGUAAUAGUUUUAGUAAGUCAAAGAAUAUAGUUUAAGUUACGCUUUUUGCUUGUUACUUUCAAAAUGAUUAUUGUUUAUGUAAAUACAGAUUGCCAACUAUUAAAUUCGAAUUGAAAGAUUUUUAGAUAUAAUCUCUUCUAAAACAUUAGAUAUAUUUUGAGAUAUCAAUGAACUAGAUCGAAAUGUAACAAAUAAAAGAUAAUAAUGGUAAAUGUAAUACAAAAUAUUAAAAAUUAAAAGGAAUAAGCAUCACAAUAUUUUAUAAUAUGUAAGUGUAAAUUACAAUUGGAAUUUUAUUAAUAUAGAUAAGACAAAAUAUAAAACUGACAAUUAUGUAUUGUUAAAAGAGUGAACGAAUACUAACUUUUAAUAUUCUCGUGAUCCGUAGCCUAGUCCGAUUUGCUUGUUAUAAUGUAAGAAAUGAGAAUUUGGUGACCAGUGUCGAGAUCUCAUAAUGUUCUAGUCUCAUGAUAGUCUAACUUCUGAUAGCACAAAUGGUUUCUACACAAUAGUUCAUGAUCGCCGAAAAAAGAUACAUCAGAAUUCCGCGAAAAGUUGCAAUUUGAUAUCGCGUAAACAUGAAGGAAAUUCGUUUAAUUAUGAUGUUGGUUGCUAUUGUGUACAAACCAUAAUAAAAUUAUAAUGGAAGCAGCCAUUCAAAAUGGUGUUGUUUUGUUUUAAGAGUUUAUCAAAAAUGCAUUUUGAUUACGUGCCUUUAGCUUUCUAGGCACCUUUCACUGUAUUUAAAUAAGUUAAGUACUUAUUAUUUUCAAAGCUUUAUUAGAAUAAUUAUACAAUUAUGAAUAAA